This is a messenger RNA of Cladophialophora psammophila CBS 110553, 2412 nucleotides long. RefSeq lists its product as uncharacterized. The transcript is spliced from 3 exons. Bases 1 to 2412 code for a protein of 803 amino acids. The record is from RefSeq and is a predicted model, not a curated record. NCBI's taxonomy places the organism in Eukaryota, Fungi, Ascomycota, Eurotiomycetes, Chaetothyriales, Herpotrichiellaceae. Gene Ontology annotation, molecular function: protein binding.
AUGAGAUUCUUGCAGACAGAAUGGCAUCGACAUGAACGAGACAGAAAUGCGUGGGAAAUCGAGCGCGAAGAAAUGAAGAACCGAAUAGCCAUCCUCGAAGGAGAGACUAGAACGAGCAAAGGCAUGAGAGUUUCUCUGGAACGACACGUUAAACUGCUGGAAACAGCUCUGAAGAAAGAACGGGAAAAGGCCAGAAAUGCCAGCAAAGGCGAACUGGUCGACAGUCACAAGGAGGCCAAAGAAUUGGCCAGGGAAGAGUUGAAGGCUAUUGGUAAAGAUUCGCACGUCAAAGGCAUCACCCAGUUCGACGCCGAAAUCGAUCCCGAGAACCACUUGGCCCAGGGGAUCCGACAAGAAAAAGAGCGCGACAAGUCCAAAAGCUUUCUCUCGAAAUGUUCCUCGGAAAUCACAUAUCACGUCCUACCUACGGCCCACGUACCGCCCGAGGUUAAUGACCUUGCGACCUCGACAAACGGGAAUCAUGUUUUCCAGGGGCGACAGCCCACACAACAAGAGCUUCAGGAGGCGUAUCUACAGUUACAACAAGUAAAGCAGCAACAACAUCGGAACGUGGCCAUGGUCAGAGAAAGUGCUGCUCAACCACCGGGGCAAUUUGCUGAACCUACACCCCUUGGUCGGACGAGCACACAGAUCAGUACCUCAGAAAUACAGCCCGGCGCAGCUGACAGAAGGUUACCUGAACAUAUCGUCCAAUCUGUACCACUGGUGGAUCCCAGGAAAAAUUUCUACAACGAGCAGAUCCCCGUGGUCGAGGAUCAAGUGGAAUCGAUAACUCACAGUUUCGAUGCUUAUGGACAAGAGAUCCCUUUGAAAGACCAGACAGAGAUACGGACGAUGGACGAAACCAAGCAGGAGAUCUCUGACGGAUGGGACUUUGAUGAUGGACCGCCCCCUCCCGAUUUUGAUGAAGGACCAGCCGCUUCCGAAAAGCCGUCCAAAGUUGCUUCGCCGCACAGGCCAGAUACUGAAGUCUUUCCCAGCGCCAACAUGAUUCCUUCCAAGUCUCCGCCUCGCGCUUAUCGUCGGAAGAGCACGGGAUCAAGACGGCGCAGUGAAGGCAGCAAUGAUGUGCGGGAAUUGGCAUUCAAGCCAGAUGCCUCACAGUUUAAAGUUCGGUUCGCCAUGAGAGGACACUUGGAUGUUGUCCGCUCGGUCAUCUUCACGGGGGGUGGCAGCCCAUCGGAACCUGAAUUCUGCACUGCUAGCGAUGACGGCGGGGUCAAGAGAUGGCACAUUCCGGCGUCUUAUGGUCACAAUGUUGCGCUGGGGGAUGAUCUAGACCGGAUUGCUCAUUUCACCCACCGAGGUCACAUCGGCGCUGUUUGUUCGUUGGCAGCAUGUCCCGCUUCUUCGAGCUUCUCCAGCGGCGGCCGUGCUGUGGGCGAUGGUUGGAUCUUCUCUGGUGGUGAAGAUGCCACUGUCAAGGUUUGGGAGCGCGGCCGGGUCGAUGCAAAGGCAACUUUGGAAGGCCACAAAGAUGCAGUCUGGGCAUUAUGUUGUCUACCGGGGUCAACGGGUACCAUUCUCGGAGAUCGAUGUUCACAAUUUGGCGGUCCGGAUCGUGUCCUCCUCGUGGCCGGUGGUGCCGAUGGCACUAUUCUGAUCUGGGCUGUCAGUACUCCGCCGCAAUUGAGCUCGCCGCAAGCCGGUAGUCGAUCAGUAAGGGGCAGUCGAAGAGCCAACUCGAUAUCUGCAGGCUCGAACUUCCCCAGCUCGCCUCAGCCGAGCAUUGCCAGCACCACCCCUUUCAACUACAGUUUAGUGCACCGGAUAGAACGAGCAGACAAACCGGCGCCUACAUCGAUUUCUCCGUUGGGUGCUCAUGGCGAGAACUUUGUCGUGGGAUAUACUGAUGCUAGUGUAUUGGUGUUUGACACGCGGACUGGUGAAGAAAUUGUCGGAAUGGCCAGCCAGGAGACCUACGACGGUACGCCAAACACGGGCAUCAAUGCAGUGGUUGCCAGUAGUGCGGGAUUCGAUACGAGGGAUUCGGUUGCACCUGGCCGACGCGGAUCAAUGGGGGAAGAAGAUGUGGUACAUGGGGCAACAGGUUCAGAAGGCGGCGUUGAAGGGGUGGUCAUUGCGGGUUAUGAAGAUCGGUAUAUUCGUUUCUUUGAUGCGAACAGCGGACAAUGCACAUACACCAUGCUCGCACAUCCAUCGGCGAUUUCUUCCUUGUCAUUAAGUCCGGACGGCAAAGAAUUGGUAUCAGGAGGUCACGAUGCAAGUUUACGGUUUUGGUCACUCGAGAAACGCAGUUGUACACAAGAGAUAUCGAGCCAUCGGAUUAUGAGGGGCGAAGGAGUGUGCGGUGUCGUCUGGAGUCCUGAUGGAAGGUGGGUUAUUAGCUGCGGUGGUGAUGGCGCUGUGAAGGUGUUUUCGAGAAGUUGA